AUGAUCCUCAGUCGCUUUGCUUCUCGACAUUUCUGCGUUGAAGGCGAGGCGAGUCACCGCAUGAAAUCAACAGCGCACGGCCAGGAGAAAAUCUUGGAUCCCCAAGUGUGUCGAUCUGACUUCAACGGAUCUGAACUGUAUGAGGACUAUGAAGAUGGUGCUUCUCUCAAAGGAGCAAAAAAAUCAGGAGAACUGGAUUACUCUCCACAGGGGCUGCUCAUAUCAUCAAUGGCAUUGGAGGCCUUUGAAAAGCCAGGGCAGAAACUCCGUGAGAUCACGAGCAAGAUGAUGUGGCUGGUCGUGCGCGCCCUCCUCCUCCUCCUCCUCAUCAUCAAACUCUACAUGAAGUUGUCCUCCCGUCGAUGCCGGUGCAGGGGGAGGCUGGACGGGAAGACUGCUCUCGUCACGGGGGGGACACAUGGUAUUGGGAAAGCGACGGUGGCGGAGUUGGCUCGAAGAGGCGCUCGAGUUCUCAUCGCCUGCCAGGACUUCUGCUCGGGAAGAAAAGUGGCAGAGGAGAUCAAGAGAGAGACUGGAAACUCGGAAGUGUUCGCCCUGCACUGCGACCUCUCGAGCCUGGAGUCCGUGAGGACCUGUGCGGAGACGAUCCUGAGGACGGAGAAGCACCUGCACCUGCUGAUCAACAACGCCGCCGUGGCCAUCCCGCGCGACGAGAGGGUCCUCACCGGCGACGGCCUCGAACAGCACAUGGCUGUCAAUCACUUCGGCCAUUUUCUCCUCACUCAUCUCCUACUCGAACUGCUGAAAAAAUCGCAGCCGAGUCGAAUCGUCAACGUGUCGUCUCUCGCCCACUUGUUCGGGAAGAUCGAAUUCGACAACCUCAAUUCGGAGAGGAAAUACCAUCGAUACCGUAUUUACGGCGACACUAAGUUGGCCAACGCCCUCUUCACCAUGGAGCUCAGCCGAAGACUCAAAGGAACAGGAGUGACAGCCAACUGCUGCCAUCCGGGAGGAACAGUGACCAAAGUGGCCCGCAACGUCGUGAACUUCGACCCUCUCUUCUGGGUCGGCCGCUUCUUUCUGAAGAGCUCGGUGGAAGGCGCACAGACGACUGUCCACUUGUGCCUGAGCGAGAAGCUGGAAAAUGUCUCCGGGAAAUACUUCAUCGAGUGUCGCGAGGCGUGGAUGUCGAGCAGGGCGAAGGACCCCGCCGUGGCCAAGAAACUGUGGGAACGCUCCGAGUACCUCGUGGGACUGGCCAACUGACGCGAAAUGACAGACGACAAACCCAACAUCCACUUUCUUCCAUUCCGUCAAGCCCCUACGACACACGGAACGCACAAACGACGAACCCGACACGAAAGCAAAACAAGAGGAGAAAACGCACACCGAGACGAAGCCUCCCUCCCAACCUCCCCUACCCCUUGAACAUAUCGCACAGAACCUUCUCCAUCGGAGUGUCUCCGAUGGUCCUCGCGAAGAAAAGCCUCUCCAGCCUUGCAUUGGGGACGAGUCUGAGACUGGGCAACAGAAGGAGGA
Messenger RNA from Darwinula stevensoni, 1500 nucleotides. The record is from the annotation of a GenBank genome assembly. Lineage: Eukaryota; Metazoa; Arthropoda; Ostracoda; Podocopida; Darwinulidae.